AUGCAAAGCACUGGCUUAGCCCUUUGCUACAACUGGCUGUUUCCCCAGAACAACGGAGAAGGAAUUCACUACAUGGUGGUGGAAAUAGUAGUCACUGUUCUCUCUUGGACAGGCUUGGCUACACCUACAGGGGUCCCUAAAGAUGAAGUGUUGGCAAAUCGAUUGCUUCAUUUUCUAAUGAAGCAUGUCUUCCAUCCCAAAAGAGCCGUGUUUAGACACAACCUUGAAAUUAUUAAAACCCUUGUCGAAUGCUGGAAGGAGUGUCUUUCUAUCCCUUACAGGUUAAUAUUUGAAAAAUUUUCCCAUAAGGACCCUAAUUCUAAAGACAAUUCUGUAGGAAUUCAGUUAUUGGGCAUUGUAAUAGCUAAUGACUUGCCUCCCUAUGACCCAAAGUGUGACAUAGCAAGUACCAAAUAUUUUGAAGCUUUAGUAAAUAACAUGUCCUUUGUGAAGUAUAAAGAGGUAUAUGCAGCUGCAGCAGAAGUUCUAGGACUUAUUCUUCAACAUAUUACUGAGAAGAAACACGUGAGUGCUACACAGUGCCCUUGUGACUGUCAUCACCCUGUAUCCACCUGUGUUACCAUACCACUGCUAUGGUGGGCUGCUGUGUAG
Messenger RNA from Phodopus roborovskii (desert hamster), 612 nucleotides. RefSeq names its product DNA-dependent protein kinase catalytic subunit-like. The coding region runs from base 1 to 612 and encodes 203 amino acids. NCBI's taxonomy places the organism in Eukaryota, Metazoa, Chordata, Mammalia, Rodentia, Cricetidae. The transcript has 4 exons. The record is from RefSeq and is a predicted model, not a curated record. Gene Ontology annotation, biological process: double-strand break repair via nonhomologous end joining.